This is a messenger RNA of Planococcus citri (citrus mealybug), 4879 nucleotides long. Its product is annotated as vitellogenin receptor-like. Bases 84 to 671 code for a protein of 195 amino acids. Gene Ontology annotation, molecular function: protein binding. Gene Ontology annotation, cellular component: plasma membrane. The record is from RefSeq and is a predicted model, not a curated record. Lineage: Eukaryota; Metazoa; Arthropoda; Insecta; Hemiptera; Pseudococcidae. The transcript has 3 exons.
CUCAGUUUCAAUAUUGUUAUAAUUAUUCGUUUUCUUUUUUUCUUCGCGAAUAAUUUUUAAUUUUUGAAGGCAUUCGAUUUAUAAUGGAGGACGGUGUAAAUGUUUUGAAAUUAAUUUUGUUAGCGUGUUUGUUCAAUCAGAUUUAUGGUGAACAUGGGGAUAAAACUCUCCGUUGCAACAACGGACAAUUUGUCGCAGUCAGUGAUUUGUGCAACGAUAUUAAAGAUUGUACCGAUGGAAGCGAUGAACCGAGCUCAUGUAAGACGUCUUGGAACUGCGGACCCGGUCAAUUUUCCUGUAUUCCUUACUCGAAUUCAACGACAAAUGCGACAUCAACGGCGACUUGCUUAAGUGCAGAAGUUCUAUGUGAUACACGGAAAGACUGUGCAAAUAACUUCGAUGAAGAAAAUUGCGGAAAUCUCACAAAUGUGCAGGACUGCCAACUUGGUGAUGGGAAAUUUUUAUGCAGAGAUAAAUUAAGAUGUCUCAACGAAGAAAACACUUGCGAUGCUAGUUGUAAUUGUUUCGAUUGUUCUGAGGAGAACGAUAAUUGCAUCGUAAUUGAUGAUGAUGAUGAUGGGUUUCCAUUUAUGAUGACGUUGUUGAUUUUGAUUGUGUUGGCGGCUGUUCUUGGAGGAAUGUAUUUUAUUUACCAAAAAUAUUACCGUUAACACUUACCUAAGUAACAGUAAUUACGCCAUUUUUUGCGUAAGAAAUUAGAAGCGUGUUUACCGCUUUCAAUCAGUCUUAGUCGGGGGCCCUCAUAAGGAUCUAUUGUAACCCCCCUCCCAUAAAUCCUCCGGUACGACUUUUUGCUUAAAGGGGGAGUCCUAAGGAACAUUUCGAGCCCCUGUCCUGAAAAAAAGUGGCACUACUUACAAAACGACGGCCAUUUUGAUUGACAGCUAGGCCAGUCGAAACAGCACGUUUCAACAUAGGACUUACACAAAAUUUUUUAAACGGUACAAAGGUAGAUCGAAAGAGCAGGCAAACAUUCAUCACCUGUCAAGUGAAGUGCCGUUUUCGAUUUUUGGUGAAUUUUUGAAAAACAAAUUUAGGCCAAAAAUGAGAGAAAAAAUCAAAAUUACACCAAAUUGAUCUAGAAAGCUGAAAUUUGGGAUAUAGGUACCCUAUUUUCGACCUAUCAAAUCCAUUGAAAACUGUUAUUAACCGUUUUGAGCAGUUCUGGAGUCUCUAGCAGAUUUUUGGAACUCGAAAUUUCCACAAAAUUUCAUCAAAUGUUGAAGAGCCGAAAUUCAUUCCGCAAACUAAUUUCAAUACGCUAUGAAGUCAAUUGCAGAUGGAUUUUAAGUCCCAUAUAUGCGAGGAAAAGACGGAAAGUACUGUGUUACCAAUCAAGAAACUGAAGAGGUCUGGAUCAGCUACAUACAAGAACUGUAUGGAGAUGAUACACGUCCGGCUCAAAUUGCAGUUUCAUCCACAGAAGAGGCACCACGAAUUGAAAUGUGGGAGCUGAGGAAUGCUGUGAAGCGAGCCAGAAACCACAAAGCAGUGGGAGAAGAUCUCAUACCAGCAUACUUGAUCAAACAUUUAACACCAUAGUAUGAAAAUGAGCUGCUGAAGAUAAUAAACAAAAUAUACGAUGAAGGCACUCUGCCUAAGGACUUCAAAGCAGUAAAUUUUGUACCAUUACCUAAAAAGAACAACUCGCAAAAAUGCUCUGAAUAUAGAACCAUCGCACUGAUGAGCCACGCACUGAAGCUACUACUCUCCAUCAUAAAUGCCAGAAUUGAGAAGAAGAUAGAUGAAAAUCUAAGCGAAACACAAUAUGGCUUUUUGUAGCAAAAAAAAGGGACGAGAGACGCAAUUGCCCUGCUGAAAGUGAUCAUUCAAAGAGCACUGAAUGCAAAUAGGGAAAUCAUUGCUUGCUUCGUCGAUUAUGAAAAAGCAUUUGAUCGUGUCAACCAUGAGAAGAUGUUGGAGAUCCUGGAAAAAUGAGUACUUUAGAGUCAAACCCAGAAUUCUCCACUUUUCACUAUUUUGAGAAAAACGCAAAAAACUGAUGAAAGGUGGGAAUUAGUAGUAGCAGGUUUUUGAUCUCGCCUAUGUAUAGUGCUUCGGGUAACAAUUGAAUUGACAAAAAAAAAAUUUUUUCGAGUCUUUCCAUAGCAGUAAUUCACGAUACCAUUUUGGAGAAUUCUGGUUUUGACUCCAAGUCUGUAAAAAAUAUCGAAAAUACACGAAAAUGCAUGAUAAAAUGAGGGAUAAUUCUAGAUUCAAGUCCGUUGAAAGUAUCUCAAGGUUGUUUAUAGUCGACUGAAAUGAAAAAAAAAUUUUUUUUGAAGUAUUUUUUUCAAAGUUUGACUCAAACCUGGUACUUUGGACCCCCUAACCAUCAUGGUAUCGAAUGGGGUAAAAUGUUGAAUGGCAAUUGAUGCGUACCUACUAACUGUUCCCAAAACGACCAUAAUCUCAUUUUUGAAAAUUUUGGACAUUUUUCGGAGUUGGACUCGGACCCGGUACUUUGGACCCCCCCUGACUGCGUCAUUGUGUCAGAUAGGUAAAAACGGAGAAUGGCAAUCGAUGCGUACCUACUAACUGUACCCAAAACGAUCAUAACCUCAUUUUUGAAAAAUUUGGAGAAUUCUGGGUUUGACUCUAAAGUACUCAAAUACAAUAUCGAUAACAAAGACCUGCAAAUAAUCAAGAACCUGUACUGGGAGCAAAGCACUAACAUCAAGAUUGGAACUGAGUACUCGGAGAACGGAUGUGGAAUAAAGAGAGGUGCAGAUGCAGAAAAUGAUCAACCAAAUCAACAGUGCUGGAUUAAAAUAUGGAAUGAAAAUAAAUGCAGGCAAGACCAAGGUGAUGAGAUUUACGAAAGGAGAUGAUAAAGAGGUCAAAAUCAACAUCGGAUCACAAGAAAUUGAAAAUGUAAAGCAAUUCAGGUACCUUGGAGCACUGAUAAACAACGAUGGUAGAGAUCAUAAAGAAAUUAAAUCACGGAUUGGAAUGGCAAAGACCGCUUUCAACAACCUUGCCAAUGUGCUGGGAAAUCGAACAAUGAGUAUUGAUCUGAGGAAGAGAAUUAUGCGAUGCUACGUAUGGACCGUUCUGAAGUAUUCCUGCGAAACAUGGACCAUGAGUGCAGAAUGCGAGAAGAAAGUAUCCGCUUUUGAGAUGUGGUGCUAUCGAAGGUUACUACGGAUCUCAUGGAAGGACUUCAUUACCAACAAGGAAGUACAUACUAGCAAGAAUAGGAGAGGAGCGGAAAGUCGUAGUUGAAGACAUCAAAAACAGAAAGCUAAAGUAUUUAGCUCAUAAAAUAUGAGAAAACGGUAUUUUCAUGCUAGCAGUAUAGGGGAAAAUCCAAGGAAGAUCGACGAGAGGGAGGAAACGAUCGGAACUGUUAACAACAAACUCACCGGCCAACUCCCCCUGCAAGACCCUGAAAGAAACAAUUAGAUACGCUAGAUACCGGCUAAUAUAGAUGGACAUAUACGCUAUCUCCUGUAAAGGAGCGCGACUACGACGACGACGAGAGCCUGCAGCAACUUUUUGAAAAUCACUGGAGCCUCCAGUAGAUUUUCUAAACUUGAAAUUUCCCCAAAAUUUCAUCAAAAAUGGAGAUGGAAAGCCGAAAUUCAUUCUGCAAAUUAAUUUCAAUAUGCUACAAAGUCGACUGUAGGUGGAUUUCAAGUUGUUUUGAAGCCUCCAGUGACUUUUUGAAAGGUUUUAUGACGUUUUUUGAAAAAUUCAAGUUUCCAGAAAGUAGCUGGAAGCAUCAAAACCAUUUGAAACCACCAUGCAGUCGAGUUGAUAUCGUAUUGAAAUUAGUUUGCGAGGUAAAUUUCGGCUUGCCAACUUUAAUGUGAUAAAAUGAUGUGAAAAUUCAAGUUUCAAAAACCUGUGAGAGACUUCAGUAAUUUUCAAAAAGUCGCUGGAGCCUCCAAAAUGACGUGAACCCACCUGAAGUCGUCUUCAGAGGGUGUUAAAAUUGGAGUGCAGAGUAAAUUUCGGGUUUCCAUCUCCAUUUGAUGAAAUUUUGGGGAAAUUUCAAGUUUCAAAAAUCUGCUGGAGACUCUAUACCUAUAGUGAUGUUCAAGGAGUCGCUGGAGGCUCCAAAACGACUUCAAAUCCACCUACAAUUGACUUCCUAGGGUAUUGAAAUUAGUUUACGGAAUGAAUUUCGGCUUUCCAACUCCAUUUGAUAAAAUGUUAAGGAAAUUUCGAGUUCCAAAAAUCUGCUGGAGGCUCCAGAACUGCUCACAACGGUUUGAAACUGUUUCCAAUCGAUUUGACAAGUCGAAAAUAGAGUAGGUAUAUCCAAAAUUUCAGCUUUCUAGGUCCAUUUGGUAAAAUUUUGAUUUUUUCUCCCUCAUUUUUGGCCUACCUAAAUUUGAUUUUCAAAAAUUCACCAAAAAUCGAAAAACGCACUUUAGCACUUGAAAUUUUGACAGGUGAUGAAUGUUUGCCUGCUUUUUCGAUCUGCCUUUGUACGGCUUAAAAAUGUUUGUGCAAGUCCUGUGUUGGAACGCAAAAUCUGCGGUUUCGGCUGGCCUGUCAAUCAAAAUGGCCGUAAUUUUGUAAGUAGGGCCACUUUUUUUAGGACAAAGGUGAAAUGUUCCUUAGGACUACCCCUUUAAGAAAAAAGUCGUCCCGGGGGAUCAACGGGGAGAGGGGGUGCAAUAGAUCCUUAUGCGGGCCUCCUAACUACCUCGCAAUUGGUAUAUGAAGCCCCAUGCCUUUUUUUUUCAUACGGUACGCGAUCCUCUGGCACUUUUUAGUCGUUCUAGUUAGACACACGUUUACGUUAAUUCGAUAUAAUAAUGUAUUGUAUUAGCCAUGUUUUUAAAAUUACCUAGUUUUAAUUUUUCGUUUGUUCCUUUCAAUAAACGGCUAUAUUUAGCAAUGAAAA